Messenger RNA from Fomitiporia mediterranea MF3/22, 690 nucleotides. RefSeq lists its product as uncharacterized. The coding region runs from base 1 to 690 and encodes 229 amino acids. The record is from RefSeq and is a predicted model, not a curated record. The transcript is spliced from 4 exons. NCBI's taxonomy places the organism in Eukaryota, Fungi, Basidiomycota, Agaricomycetes, Hymenochaetales, Hymenochaetaceae.
AUGUUGUUCAGUAGCAAAGCAAUUCUUGCCCUCGUCACAUCCACGUAUGCAGCGUCAGCUCGUCCGCUGCCUUUGCUUCUCGCAAAGCGUGAAGUUCCGCAAGAGCACAGUCAUGAAAAGUUCCUGACCUCUGUGCGCACCAGCUUGAACAAGAACAACCCAGACCAGAUUGUUGACCCUGUCUUCGCACUACUGGGUAAUGCAGCUGCUACGCAAGGUCUGGGCAAGAUCACCGAUCCCGACUGCUUACAACAAGCAGCUGCUGACCAGGCUUUCACGAAUGCAAAGGCUGACGGUGACGUUCAGGGUAUGGUCGACGCACUGAUUUUCCGCGCACUUGAACGUAAUUCCGCAUCUGUUGGCGCAACGACCAAUGCCUGCACAUCCAUCCAAGCUGUAAACCCAGAGAUUGCGGCAAUCCAGCAACACCAGGACCCUGCGUCCGACGGCGCCGCUGCGACGAACAAAGCCAUUGUACUUGAACUCGCCAAGCAGAUAGCAUCUGUUGGUGGAAAUCCUCUCGAUGCACUUCAGUCAGGUACUUUUGCACCAGGCACGAUUGGUGACCCGACUGCGAAGGGCAACUCGUGCGACGAUGCGAAUGAUCCAGUGGGCUGCAUCUUCACCCAGAACUUGCUUGUGGACGACGCGACUGAGGAUGAGAUUAACGCAGUAUGUGCACUAAUUUAA